GGACUGCCCUGUGACUCUGAGGGGGUAGACAUGUGUGUGCAUGUGUGUGUGUGUGUGUGUGUGUGUCUCUGCCUGUCUGCGUGCGUGAAAGAGCAUGCACACCUCUGUGUGUGCAUGUGAGAGUGUGUGUGUUGGCUACGGAGGGAGCAGGCAGCUCCUGAGGUGAGAAUGCAGAGUGGGAGGAUCUCAUUCCAAUCCCCUGUGCCCAGUUUCAACACACACAUUGAGACACACACACACACACACAGAGUGAACAUCUUGAGUAGUUUAGAGCCAGUCCACGGCAACAUUAGAGGAGAGAAAGCAGAGGAGGCGUGUGUGUGUGUGUGUGUGUGUGUGAGUGAGUGCAGCGAGAGUAAAGGCACAGUGACUACUUCUUCUAUUUUUUGUGGAGUGAGUGUCGGUGGCUCAGUGUGUGUGCGUGCACGUGUGUGAGAAGACAGAGAGGCAGAGUACAUGUGUGGCUGUGUUGUUGAAGGAGAUGCUGCCGGGUGUGAUGGCUCUUUUGCAUUAGUACUUGAGCGGACAGGAGAGUUGGAGCCAGUGGUUUUGUGGGACUCGCGGGGAAUGGCAAACUCCACGGCAUCCUUGGAAACAUCCGACUAAAUGACAAUGGCUGAGGCUAUCUGCUGCACUUUGGUGAACUGUAACUGUGACAGCUUCAAGCCUGGGAAGCUGAAGAGGAGGCAGUGUGAAAACUGCAAGCAUGGCUGGGUAGCACACGCCCUGAGUAAACUGAAGGUGCAUCACAUGUACCAGAGCAGCCAGGUGGAGAUUGUGCACUCCAACGUGGUAUUCGAUAUCUGCAGCCUGAUGCUGUAUGGUACCCAAGCCAUCCCCAUCCGCCUCAAGAUCCUUCUGGACCGGCUUUUCUCUGUCCUAAAGCAGGAGGAGGUUAUCCAGAUCCUCAAUGCACUUGACUGGACAUUACAAGACUACAUACGAGGAUACGUGCUCCAGGAUGUAGCAGGCAAAGUGUUGGACCGGUGGGCCAUCAUGACUUUCGAAGAGGAGAUUGCCACAUUGCAACAAUUCCUUCGUUUUGGUGAGACCAAAUCCAUCGUGGAGCUGAUGGCUCUGCAGGACAAGGAGGGCCAGGCGGUAUUGGUUCCCAGUACCCGCACCAAUUCAGACAUCCGCACUUUCAUUGAGCGCAACACCCCACGCACUGCUGCCAACCUCUCUACAUCCAAAGUUGAUAAGCUAAGCGGCAACAGCAUGCACCACUUCGAGAACUUUAUCAACAGCAUGGCCAUCAUGCUGCCAUUCCAGCUGCUGGGCUCUGUUCCUGCACCAUUUCUGGGUUCAAACACAGCGACACUGCAGCAGCAGCUCCAGCACCACCAGCAACCAUGCCGUGGAUCAGUGGAACAGCAGAGUCAGAGACUAGAUGAUCAAGGGCAGGAUGAUCUAGGGAAGGACAACCCUAUCUCUCUUUCACACACUCCAGAGAGCAACCUGCUAAGUUCAAGCUCUGUCUUAUUUACUGCAGAUCUAGACUGUGGAGACAAGCCAAUGGACAGUCUCUCCACUGCCACAAAGAUCGAAGCAGAGGACUUCUCCACUAGUGACAACUACUCAGAUGGACCGGCCACACCAUGCACACCCUCCAUGAGCUCUGAUGUAUCACAGAUGUCACCUGAGUGCAAGCUGCGCUCUCUGGACAGGAAUGGGAGCAGCAGCGGAGUGGCCUCAGGAGGUGGUGGAGGAGGAAGCUCUCUGAAGAAGGGUCGUGUAUUUUGCAAUGCCUGUGAGAAGACAUUCUAUGACAAAGGCACACUGAAAAUCCAUUACAAUGCAGUGCAUCUGAAGAUUAAGCACAAGUGUACCAUUGAGGGCUGCAACAUGGUGUUCAGCUCAUUGCGCAGUCGUAAUCGUCAUAGUGCCAACCCAAACCCACGGUUACACAUGCCCAUGAACCGAAACAACAGGGACAAAGACCUGCGUGGAAGCUUGUCUGCUGAUGAGGGCUCUCAAGGAGAGAAGAGGCCUGACUAUGGAUCUCCCAUUCCUGUCUGUUCUGCAGAAAGCCAUAAGUCAGUGCCCAGCUAUAUGGUGAGUCAUGUAGAGAGUAACUCUAAACUUCACGGCAGCUCAUUCCCCAGCAUGGGCCAGACUGGAAUCCUCUUCCCCAAUUUAAAAACAGUCCAGCCAGUUCUGCCUUUCUACCGCAGUCUGGUAAGCCCGGCGGAGCUUGCUAACACCCCAGGAACACUACCCUCCCUUCCUCUGCUGUCCUCCUCUGUACCCGUCAAACCUGUCACAGCCCCUGAACCCUAUAUGACUGACCCUAUACCAAAGAAAAAGUCCCGAAAGUCAAGCAUGCCAAUAAAGAUAGAGAAGGAGGCAGUAGAAAGAGAUGAGCAGAUGAAUAAGGACAGCAGCUCUGAAGAUGAGGCUCCCUUACAAAGCAGGGACAACGAGGAGUGUGACAGCAGGCGAGCAGAGGGGUAUAUGUGUACAAUACAAGCUGGGGAGGAGGAGGCCAGAGGGGCUUACAAUGGUGAAGAGAAGGAAAAGGAUGGUGCCAAGCAUCUGUUUGACAAAACUUUGGGUAAAGACAUGACUGAGAGGGAGGACAAAGAUGAUGGGCCAAGGGAAGGUGAAACAGGGGUCAUCACCUGUGCUCCCCAAACCUUCGAAAACAGACUGAUGGAUCACUGUGACAAAAAUGUACUCUGUCAAGAACCCAAUGGCAAUGAAGAAAGGCAGGGCAGGGAGCAUGCCAACUCAAUGCAUGCAGCUGACAAGAUUUCAGAGCUCAGAUUAGAUGAGGAUGAGCACAGACAAACUAAUGGGGACACUCCCCAGCUCGUAAACCAUGAGAGGGAUGGAUCUGAUGGCUCCGUAGAUGACUACGGUGACUCGAGUUUGUCUCACUUUGACCCAAACGCUGACCUACCACACCACUGUGAAAUCUGCAGUAAGACCUUUAAGAACCCCUAUAGUGUCAAGAUGCACUACCAAAACGUACACCUGAAGGAGAUGCACAUGUGCACAGUGGAAGGCUGCAAUGCUACCUUUCCCUCCCGCAGGAGCAGAGACAGACACAGUGCAAAUUUGAACCUGCACCACAAGCUGCUGACCAAAGACACAUUCAGCCCAGUCAACACCCUUUGCUCAUCUUCAACCCACUGUAGGGACAGAGAUUCUGUUGUCCUGGACUACUGUCAAGAGCAGUGGGACAGAGAUCCGCCCCAUCGAGACUCAACCAGCCAAACCUCUGUCAUCUUCCGAGGACACAACCGCAUGGGCCUGGUCUUCCCUAUGAGCAAAAUGUCUACUGCGUCGUAUAGUACUGAGGCAUCUCCCAUAAGAGAGAUAAAGGGAUCAGAAAGGGGAGGAGAAGGUGAUGGAAGUGGGGAGGAUGGGGCAGUUCUGGACCUGAGCACCUCCUCCUCUGCCCCACCUCGAGGCAAUGGCAGUGCUCGAUCUUCCUGGGACUCAGAUGGAGCCUGUAGUGAGGAAGGGGAAGGGAUUGUAGAGGAUGAGGAAGCACUCCCAAUGGAGGACAGUGAUGAAAGCUGUGAUGGGAUCAGCGUAGGGAGGCCUGGGGGUGAGGGGUUGGCACUUGGGGGAGAGAGGACCCAGGGCUGCAUUGGGGGAGGACAAGACAGGCUUCAGGGAGGUGGGGGUGGAUCUCCGAUAACUUGUCAUGUCUGCCAAAAGGUCUACAGCAACAAGGGCACAUUCAGAGCCCAUUACAAGACUGUCCAUCUGCGACUGCUUCACAAGUGUAAAGUCCCCGGCUGUGAUACAUCCUUCUCCUCUGUGCGAAGCAGAAACAGGCACAGUCAGAACCCAAACCUUCACAGAAACCUAGCUGUCAGCUCAGGUGCCACAAUGGACCAGGAGUAAGGAUUUGAACUUAUAUGCCAAAUUAUAUGCCGACUGAUUUCCUUUGUUCUAAUUUUUAGUCCUUUCAUUGUCAUUUUUCAUUUUUGGGCACCUAAAGAAGGCUCAUCAAUUAGCACUUUUUAAAUUUCACACCAUAGUCCAUGUUGUUGUUAUAUUUUGAGGAAAAAAAAAGAGAGAGAGAGAGAGAAUAUUAAGAAUAUACAAUCAUGAGCUUUUUUUUGGAAUGGAUGGCUUCUACUGCAAAGGCAAAGACUGAUAAAUCACUGCAUGCAUCUGUCUGUGUUUACACAUGUAACGUGUAAAGUACAACCAAAACAUACACAGAUCUGUAAAUUCAUUUUCAACAUUGGUCUCUUUUGUUGUAAUGCAGUACUGAUUUCUUUGUACUGGUUUGUCUUACAGCCCAGUUUAGAUUUUUAGAAACCAUUUAUUUGAGCUGAAUUUGUUGCCCGAGUACACCCAUUAAACUGUAUCAGGCCAGUGAUUUUUUUUUUUUUUUUCUGGUAUUUGGGUUCUCAAAUGUCCACAUCUCCCCCCUGAGGCUCUGUAUAAUGUUUUGAUCAAAAGCAGUAGUGAAGUAACCUCUACAUGUGUCAUUUCAUUCAUUUGAACAAUGGUGUUAAAAGAGUCUUUGUCUUUGAAAGAUAUAGUGUCGUGAGCUUGAUCAGUAUGUUACUGUGUGGUGUUAUAUGAUCUGUCUAUUACUGGUUUGGUUGUUACAUACUGCUAAUGUUGACCAAAGAUUUUUUUUUUUCAGUCUACAGGUGUGUACAGUAACCCCUUCGUACUGAGGGGUAUGCAGUGUUAAAGGGCCCACCCAGUCUUCUCUCAUGUACCUUGUGAUUAACAGCAGUAUUCAUAUGUGGGCUCUGUUGUAAAAUAAAUUUUUACCCCCACCCCCGUCCAAAAAACAAACAAACAAACAAAAAAAAACAACAAAAGAAAGAAAGAAACAAAAAAAAUCUGCUCAUGGGACUAGACUUGAUUAAGGCAUUGCUCUUGUAUUGUUUGUGUGGUUGCUUGUGGUAUCCUGACUGACUGGACAAACAACAGGAAAAUACGCUGUGUCUGGAGGCUGGAAGCAUGUACUGUGAAUGAGUCGAACACUGAGAAAUAAUAAUUAAAAAACAAUUUAGAAUAAUAUCCCCACACAUGAGCACACCCUAAAAAAAGAACUGGUGAGCAAAAUGUUUGUUGAACUGUAUAUUAUGUGAAUAGAGUAAUUUGUUAUCUGAAAGAAACCAAAAAAAUAUACUGUAUAAAAUAGGUCAUAUUCACUGCUAACAUCAAUCUUUUUUUUUGUCCCCCAAAUGAAUGAACAAGAGCCUUGUGUUGUACAUGUCUAAUUAUUUCACCAUGGUUUACUGUUUUGGUUUGCUCUAGAUUCUGUGUAUUUUUUCACUCUGUAUUUAAGUGCAAUGGGCUAGAUUUAACAUCCCAUAUGUUUGUUGCUUGGAUUUUUUUAAAGAAGAAAAAAAGGAGCAUAAACCAACAUACACUGAUAGAUGUUCAAUUUUCCUUUGAUUUAAUGUCACAAUAUUCAUUCCAAUUAAAUAAAAAGCCAUAUGUUUGCAAGCAUC
Molecule: messenger RNA, 5438 nt
Organism: Scatophagus argus
Lineage: Eukaryota; Metazoa; Chordata; Actinopteri; Scatophagidae
Gene: bnc1
Product: basonuclin 1
Exons: 5
Coding region: 607-3858 (1083 amino acids)
Biological process (GO): regulation of transcription by RNA polymerase I
Cellular component (GO): nucleus
Source: RefSeq, a predicted model, not a curated record